GGUGCUGUCUGUCUUUGCUUUGGUCCAACCUGUGCGUGUUUAACCUCACUUAACCGAGCAUCCAUCCAUCGCUUGAAUAAUGAUAAUGAUAAUUAAUGAUAACCAUAUAACUAUCAUGCAACUAGUCCCUGCUAGCAUGAAAGCAUAGAUAGUACUCUUACCAUGAGAACAUCCUUCAUUAUUAUGAUUCCUCAAGAAGAAUAGCCAUCAAAGAUGAAGCCUGACGGACAGUUUCCCCAGUCCUUUGCAGUGGAGUCUUGUUAUAAACUUUCUGGUGCUAUCAUGGUGGGGACCUUCCCAAUGCGGAAGGUCCGUAACUCGACUCGACCUCGGACCAACCUAGCCUUCAGUCCUGUCAGGUCGCCAGUCGACUGCGAAACUAAGAGCAGGUACCAGGCGGAACCCAGUGUCAGUUGCUGGGGCUCCCAUAGCCUCCUUCCGCAAGAAACAGGCAGGGAAGGGAAAGAGAUCAUGGUUCCGACACAACCAGUGCAUGCAAACAGCCAGGGCCGUCUCCGGUCGGGCUCGUCCUCUUGUUCGCAAAGAGCCCACCGCCAGCGAAUCAGCAGCCGCAGAGGCUUUGGCUUUUCCCCUCCUCCAGCAGUCUCCCACUCUUUCGCGCGACCACUGUUCACUGUCCAGUGCACACUUCCCGUUGAGUUGCUGGCUCGCUGCUCUGUGCACUCUCUCCACUGUCCCAAUCAUUCCCGCCCCUCAUCUGCCUCCUCCACUGCCCAGUCCUCUCCCAAUCCCAGCUCUGAUGGACCUCGUCCACGGUCCUUCGCCCAUUGCCUGGUCUAGCUCCCAGACCCCAGAAGACCCCCAUCUCGCCGGCUCCGUCUUGUUUCUUCUUAUCUCUUCCUUUAUCGUCCUAGCGCAAGCCUCUCUCCGGAUCGUUCUCCUGCCUGGGGUCUUUCGUUUCUUCUUUCCCACUAGCUGCGAUCCCCACUAACGUGCUCUGUUGCUGAGCGCUGCUUGCUGACUUCGGGGGUGGCCGAUCCACUCGGCGCCAUUCAAGACUCAAGACCUGGACGCCAUCGCCUUUCUCUUUCUUCUACCAACGCUUCUGUAUACU
This is a messenger RNA of Aspergillus versicolor CBS 583.65, 1075 nucleotides long. RefSeq lists its product as uncharacterized. The record is from RefSeq and is a predicted model, not a curated record. The transcript has 2 exons. The coding region runs from base 214 to 801 and encodes 195 amino acids. NCBI's taxonomy places the organism in Eukaryota, Fungi, Ascomycota, Eurotiomycetes, Eurotiales, Aspergillaceae.